AUGUGGAGAAAGUUCACAAAGGAGGAGCACAUCCGCAGCCACGCCAAGGUCAAGUCGUCGGAGCAGCGCGGCAUCCGCGCGCGCGUCAUCGAGCAGUACCCUGCGCUCGAGGAGCACAUCGAGGACAUCCUGCCGAAGAAGUCGGACCUGUACGUGUGCAAGUGCACCGAGAGCCGGCAGGUUAUCCUCGAUCCGAGCGGCGAGUUCAUCUUCUUCCAGUGCCGCAGCGGGCCCUUCAUCCCGACGCUCCGGCUGCUGCACCGCUACCCGGACAUUCUGCCAAAGUACCAAGUGGACCGCGGCGCGAUCCGCUUCGUGCUGUCGGGCGCCAACAUCAUGUCGCCCGGCCUCACCUCGACCGGCGGCAGGAUGGACGACGUGCCCGCCGAGUCGAUCAUCGCCGUGUACGCCGAGGGCAAGGAGCACGCGCUCGCGAUUGGCGUGACGACGCUCUCGACCGAGACGAUACGGAGUGAGAACAAGGGCGUGGCCGUCGAGAACACCCACUACCUGAAGGACGGCCUGUGGCUGCUGAGGCGCCACGGCGAAGCCGCGGCGUGA
Emiliania huxleyi CCMP1516 is the source of this 561-nucleotide messenger RNA. RefSeq lists its product as hypothetical. The transcript has a single exon. The record is from RefSeq and is a predicted model, not a curated record. Gene Ontology annotation, biological process: formation of translation preinitiation complex. Lineage: Eukaryota; Haptophyta; Isochrysidales; Noelaerhabdaceae. Gene Ontology annotation, molecular function: RNA binding. The coding region runs from base 1 to 561 and encodes 186 amino acids.